Messenger RNA from Quercus lobata, 666 nucleotides. RefSeq lists its product as uncharacterized. Lineage: Eukaryota; Viridiplantae; Streptophyta; Magnoliopsida; Fagales; Fagaceae. The transcript has a single exon. The coding region runs from base 1 to 666 and encodes 221 amino acids. The record is from RefSeq and is a predicted model, not a curated record.
AUGGAAGCCGUGGCAAAAACCUUUAGGCAACUCUGGAGAUCCACUGAGGGUUUUAAGUUGAGGAAACUUGAUGACCAUUUGGUCUUGUUUGUGUUCAAGAAAAAAGGAGACCUGGACCGGGUUCUUCAGAGUGAACCUUGGUCUUUUGAUAAAAAUCUAGUGGUCUUGCAACGUUAUGACCAAGAUGUUCCAGUUAAGGAUCUAAAGUUUGAUCGGGCUAUGUUCUGGGUCCAAGUUCACGACAUUCCGAUCCGAUAUAUGUCUAGAGAAGUUGCUGAAUCUAUUUGUGAGUCGGUUGGUGUUGUUUGUUGCUCAAAUGCAGGGGUGGAGGCGGAUGGUGGUAGAUUCAUAUGGGUUAGAGUGAGCCUGGAUAUCUCCCUACCCCUUUGCUAUGGACGGUUGAUUACAUUAGAUAACGGAAAAAAGUAUUGGGUUAGCUUUAAAUAUGAACGUCUCCCCAAUAUAUGUUACUGGUGUGGUAGGUUGGACCAUAACAAUAAGGAUUGUGCUCUAUGGAUUCAGAGCAAAGGCUCUCUUACAGAGGAGAAUAGGCAAUACAACCAAACGUUGAGAGCUUCUCCAUAUAGGCCCCAAAAGUCCGUGAUUUUUGUCCCGGGUUUUUAUGACCUAGGAAGAGUUUCGGUGAGCCUACGGACGAUUAGGUGA